Cynoglossus semilaevis (tongue sole) is the source of this 2865-nucleotide messenger RNA. It is a transcript of the gene agfg1a, whose product is annotated as ArfGAP with FG repeats 1a. Bases 433 to 2214 code for a protein of 593 amino acids. Gene Ontology annotation, biological process: intermediate filament organization; spermatid nucleus differentiation; acrosome assembly. Gene Ontology annotation, molecular function: GTPase activator activity. The transcript has 15 exons. NCBI's taxonomy places the organism in Eukaryota, Metazoa, Chordata, Actinopteri, Pleuronectiformes, Cynoglossidae. The record is from RefSeq and is a predicted model, not a curated record. Gene Ontology annotation, cellular component: cytoplasm; membrane; cytoplasmic vesicle.
GCAUCGAGCCUGUUACAUGUAUCGAAAAGAAUAUAAUCUAUGUUUAAGGAAAUAUCAACAAUCAAUCAUCAACAUGUAGUGUAAAUUUACGCCGCAUUUUAUCUUUUAGAGGAAAUGUGUUAUUGGCACGUUAGUGUGUGCUUAAUUUGGCUCUGACUAAGAAACAGAAAAGUGAAUAACGAUGUUUGAGUGAAACCGGAAGUACGGGCGUUCAGUUCUAGUUCCGUUAGAAAACGUGAUCCGACGCCUCCUACUCCUUGUUCUUGGAGAAGCUAGGCCGCUCUGACAACAGAGCAGAUCUGCCCCAUUCCCUUUCCCACAGCAUACAGGUCAGCAACCGCAGAUAAAACACUGUUCGUUGUUUUACUCAUAGGUUAUCUUCUGCCCCCUCAACUAAAUUAAAAUCCACAAAACGGUCCUAUAUUCUUCACCAUGGCGGCAAGUGCGAAACGGAAACAAGAGGAGAAACACCUGAAGAUGCUGCGAGAAAUGACGAGUUUACCUCCCAACAGAAAGUGCUUUGACUGCGACCAGCGCGGCCCAACCUAUGCCAACAUGACCGUGGGUUCCUUCGUCUGCACCUCUUGCUCUGGCAUCCUACGAGGACUGAAUCCACCCCACAGAGUCAAGUCCAUCUCCAUGACUACUUUUACACAACAGGAAAUCGACUUCCUACAGAAACAUGGGAAUGAGGUUUGUAAACAGAUUUGGCUCGGCCUUUACGAUGACAGAACCUCUUCAGUACCAGACUUCAGAGAGCCACAGAAAGUCAAGGAGUUUCUUCAAGAGAAAUACGAGAAAAAGCGCUGGUAUGUGCCCCCUGAACAGGCUAAGACAGUAGCUUCAGUCCAUGCUUCCAUCUCUGGCUCCUCUAACAGCAGCACCAGCAGCACCCCAGAGGUUAGACCACUCAAGUCCCUGAUGGGGGACUCAGUCCCCGCCCUGCACCUCAGCAAGCACACACCCCCAAAUCAGUCACCAGUGACGAACCGUGGACAGACCCAUCAUCAUCAUCAUCAUCAUCAGCAGCAGCAGCAGCAGCAGCAGUUCCAGGACAAAAAGUUUGACCUCCUCAGUGACUUGGGUGGAGACAUCUUUGCUGCCCAGCCUAAUGUGAAUGCCAGCACCAACUCUGGUUUUGCAAACUUUGCACAUUUCAAUAACCACACAACUUCAAAGAACGCCAACACAAAUGCAGACUUUGCAAAUUUUGAUGCAUUUGGGAGCAGUUCUGGGUCAUCGGGCUGUUUUUCCUGCACACCUCAGGCCACAUUUCAACCCUUGAGCACAGUGAUCACUUUGCUUUCAUCCAGCCACAGUGUGGGCAGUGCCUCCGGGGGUCUAGCAAAUGUUAAUUUUGCAAAUUUUGACAACUUCCACAAAUCAUGUAGUGCUGAGUUUGGAGCCUUCGGUGCCUCCUCCCAGGGUAACUCCACAGGAGCAGGGGGGGUUCAGGGCACUGGCUUCCCUGCUGACAGAUACGCGGCCCUGGCUGACCUAGAUAAUAUGUUUGGCUCUGGGAAAACUGAACAAGGUAGUAUCCCUGGGACAGUGAGCUUAGCUACAGCACCUGAAGUGGCUGCUGCACCUCAACAGCAACCUGCAGUGCCAGCAGGGGGCGAUCGCUACGCAGCUCUUGCUCAGCUGGAUACUGUAUUUGCCCCCCCCCCAGAGUCUGCCAACAAUGUUUACAAUACCUGUGGCACAUCACAAAGUGGUCUCUUUGGUUCAGAAGCUGCAGUGUCAAAAGCACCAGCUCAGCCUCCACUGCCUGGAAUGGCUCAAGGUUUUGAAACUCAGCCAACUAAUCCAUUUGUAGCUGCUGGUGUGGCCCUGUCAGUGGCCCCCACCAACCCAUUUCAGAGCAAUGGCAGAGCAGCAGCAGCAGCAGCAGCAUCAGCAUCAGCAUCAUUUGGCACAGGUUCCAUGAGUAUGCCUGCUGGAUUCGGAAACGCUGCAGCCUACAACCUUCCCACCAGCUUCAGUGGAACUUUUCAACAACCCUAUCCUGGCCAGGCUCCGUACCCUCAGCCUCCUGUGUACCCUCAGCAACAUAAUGGUGGAGGAUUUCCAACCUUUGGUCAGGCUAAGCCUCUGGUGACUCCAUUUGGUCAACCAGUAGGUGGCACAAUGGUCCAAAGCAACCCUUUCUUGGGUGUGGCUCCACCUGCUCAGUAUCCAGCAGGGGGCUCUUCCACAAAUCCCUUCUUAUAGUGAUCCAUCCAAUCAGCUGCACUACAGGGUCAACGACUGGCACGCUUGCACCUAUUGCACUGUUUUGUUUCACAAGUAGCUUUAAAAAUGCAACGUUUGUAAGGAUUUUCAUAUUUUCUAUCCAGAACAUGUGAAUCUGUGGAAAAAAGGACAGUCAUGUUGACACUUUUUACUGAGGACAAAACCAAGUGAGGGUGUGUGCAGAGGGAGAGGCUGAACUCCUCCUCUCUUAUGAAUUAACCUGUGAAUUCAUGGCCUCAGCCUCCACUGAGCCACAGAGUCUAAUGGCUGAAACCCAAGUUAUUCCAUACAGACUUCACUUAAUUCAUUAUGCUGCAUUUCUGUACAAUGUGUUUUUUCAUUGUGGAAAAGGAUUUAGCUCUUUGUGCAUAUCAGUAUUUGUAUCCAGUCCAGGAUUUGUUAGGGCGGGUACUGCCAGUGAUCACAUUUGUAAAGAGAAGCUUUUUAUUUGUGCUGCAGGUCAACAUUUCAGAAUGAGAGGCAUUUCUCUGCCAUCCUUCCUGCCCUGCUGACACACGCUCAGCUCUCUGGGUUUCUGCAACACAUUUUACAUUAUUGUAACCAGAACAAAUGAACUGGGAAAAAAAAAACACUUGCAUCGGGUAUGAUCAUUUUAAGUUAAUGUGUAAA